GAAUCUCACCAUUUCAAUAACAAACCAAGGAGUUGCUAUGAAUUUUGUUGCGCAGGUUCUCUACGCCAGGGCUUUAAGGAACCGAACUCCCAGGGAACGGUGCAGAGAAGAGGAAGAAUAUGAUCCUUUCUGGCAAAGGUUGGAGAAUAUUGCCAUGUGACGUAGACCUAGAGCGUUGAUUUCUUCCCCUUAGGAAUUAUGGACGGUCCUAGAUUUGCACCCGGGGCCAAGCCACUGGCCAUCAUCUCCCCUGGAUCCCUCCUGCCUCCUUAUGGUGCAGUAAUUCGAGUAUUGCUUCGCUUCUUUGUUUAUUUCAUUGCCAUUCUUUAUAGCUCUACAAAGAAGCUAUUUGCAAAAAAGGCUGAAACUAAAGUGAGAAAACUCAAUGACCCCUCGCGCUGUGAACUGCAAUGCUGUAAGGAUGGACCAGUAAGAAACGGCCCCACUGGGCAGAGAACACCCUCCAUCAAUCCUGAGAGACUGAAAGAUUUUGGUGAGGAAGAUUACCUGAACGGGGGAGUGAAGACUUGGGAAAUGAAGAUCAUGAGCCAGAAUGAGGAACUGCUAAGAGACCCAGCCGUGCGCCCGGAGAGGCUUAGCUUGGCAGCCUGCAAUAGAUUUAUUAGGUUUGAAGAUAUCAGUGCAGCAGCUUUCAAAAUCCAGUGCGGAGUCCAGAAAACACCCUGUAUGUAUUCUAGGCUUUCCAAGCAGUAUGGAAUGGACAUCUAUCUAAAGAAAGAGUUCCUUCAGUACACAGGAUCUGUGAAGGAGCGGGGUGUGCUGUACCUUUUGAUGUCUUUGAAACAGGAUCAGCAAAGAAAGGGAGUGAUCGUUGCCUCGGACAGCAGCUUCUCCAUGGCCGUGGCCUAUCACGCUUCGGAGCACCAAAUCCCCGUGUUUGUCAUCAUGUCCACUGGCACCUCGCCAGCUCAAGUUAAAAUGUGCCGGGAUUACGGUGCCAUGGUCAUCUCCUACGGUUCCACAGUGAGAGACUCCCAGCUUCACGCCAAGAGGCUGGCCCAAGAAAACGGCUACCUGUACCUGGAAGAGGAGGACAGUGCUGCCUAUCUGUCUGGGCUGGGGACCAUGGGGCUGGAAAUCUAUGAACAGGUGCCAAAACUGGAUGCAGUCAUUUUCCCGGCAGGGGCCCACUGUGGGUUACUAGCAGGUUCCGCUGCUGCCCUGAAGCAUUUGAACCCACAUAUUUCUGUAAUCGGUGUGGAGUCAGAGACUUUUCCGGUAUUGCAGCAAUCAUUUAAGACUGGCCAUGCUUCAGAAGACCAGACUCAAGGCAGUCAUCAGUUUUACAGAGAAGUAAGUGGACCCUGUUUUGGUACGAAUUCUUUGCAGCUGACGGGGAAAUUUGUCGAUAAGGUUGUAACAGUGAGAGAAGCAGACAUUCUGCUUUCCAUGCUGAGGCUGCUGGAAUACGAGCGGGCUACUGUGGACGCGGAAGGAGCCAUCGGGCUUGCAGCCCUCGUCGCCGGGAAGCUUCCGGAGUUAAAGGGUAAAAGAGUAGCUGUUGCCGUCUGCAGUGGCAACCUGGAGCUACCGUUGAUGAGGCAGUGCAUGGACCGUGCGCUCACCCUUGAUAACAGAGUUUGCAAGUUCUCCAUCCUGAUCUCGGACUGUCCAGGAGAUCUUUCAAAGCUGCUGGAGAUCUUGGCUCGGGAGGAAGCCAGAGUCCUAGACAUCAGCCGAGAACACCUGUACAAGACAUCAGACCUAUUCACCAGCGAGAUCACCUGCAUCGCAGAGACCAGAGACAAAAUCCACACUGCUCAGCUAAAAAACACCCUCAUAGACCGCUACCCAAUGAUGACAUGGAUGGAACGGUGAUGAGCACAGCUGACUGAAAAGCUCCAAGAUCUUUCAUUUAUUUUUUCAAGUUUACAGAGAGAAAGCAUAUUGUUACUGUUGUUCUUAUUAUUGUUUCCUUCUGUAACGCCAUCUGUGCACAUGGUGCUUUUGAAACAACAGCUUUGACAGGUCCCUGCCCCAAGGAGCUUACAACCAAACAUAGCAUGGCAGCCAAGCACUAUAACAUUGAUUAGCUUAAAACCUGCAAAAUUGAAAAGUUAGGGAACAGCUAUAACUCUUUUAAACAGUUAAAACUCUUUUCAGUAGCUUGCCAAAUAAGUAUGAAUCUCAUCUCUCCUUUGUAAUGAUAAUGAAUAAUCUUACAUCUUUUGAUUAGCUUAGCGUUUCAUAGCAUCUGCAUGGUUUCAGCUGUACUCCAGCCCCUUCAUUUGCAUCCACUUUGCAUGUAUAUUUUUUUUCUGUAUGAACCCACCUACCUGACUCACCUUUGGCUUUACUUUACCAAGAUCCAAGUGAACUUUUACCACAAUAUAAAAUCCUAGAAUUCGAGGAAGGGACUUAUCCAAUUCAUAGUAAAUAUAUUUCCUUCCUCUGCAUGCCCAGAAGUAUUGUGGGUAACGGAAGAGCUUCCCAAUGCAGUUUCCUUCACAAACGCUUUGCUUGUUCUAUGCCUGCCAAGCUGGAAACAUGACUUUCUGCCUUGCAAAUAAGUUCACAGAAAUGUGUUCUAGCCUUUCUCCCCAAAAAUAUGUGCUUCCCUCCCCAUUUUGUGAACUCUUGCUACAAAAAGGAGGUGCAGGACAGGUGUAGUCCUACCUAAGAAACUGGCCAGGUUUCAGGUAGAUUGGUGUAGUGAAUCUUGUAGCAUGUAAGCACUCCACUGUGGGGCGAACGAGGUUGAAAGCAAUUUGCUUCCCCUUCCGUCCUGCUGCAUUUUUUGCCAUUUGUGCGAAAGGCCGUCCCUCACAGAGACCUGCAGCAUCGUGAAAGGUUAGGUGCAGGGACUCAGGAGUCAGAGAAAAGGGCAAAUGUUCUCAGGCUCCUUGUUUGUUUUCUACUCACAGAAAGUCAUAGAAAGUGCUGUUAGACUGGGGUGGGUCAGGGACAGCGGGGCUGCAUGGAAGAAGCAGAACACCUUGGGGGAGGGGGGGUGCGUUGGAGAGCCUGUACUUGCCCCACACAGCAGCCUGUUUCUUGGACCGGGGGGCUCGGAGGGGAAACCAGCUUGCUGCAGCCCCGACACCAGCCUCCCCUUUCCGCUUGCUGCAGGACUUCCACCCCCCCCCCCAGCUGCACAGCUGGUGCUGCAUUUUCAAGGGGAUGACCCGAGCGGAGGCAGCCUCUUGCUCAGAUUGUGGGCAGGUGGGGUAGCGUGACUUUGCCGUGCCUCCCCAGUGGUCCCAAGCCAUGCUCUGCCUCCUCCUUGCUGGCCCAGGAGCCCUGCCUGGUCUGGCCUCUGUCCAGGCCCCGGGAGUCAUGGACGGCGUGGCCUUCCAAGCAAGCAGUCCCUCCCUGCCUCUCCCACCCACGGAGCGGCCAUUGCCAGGGCCCCUCCCUCCUGCCCCCUUCCCUCGAAGAGCCCCCUUUGCUGUGGAAGGGCCUGGAUGCCACUACGAGAAACAGCCUCAGAGUCGGGGUGAACCUCCCUCCAUGCAGAGCUCCUGCCUGCCUGCCUGCCAGCUAAGAGGGACAUGCCCCCGGGGGUCCCUGGGGGACACGGCCCACGAUCCCCAGCGCUGGCAGCAACACAGCUCACACGGCAGUGCUUCUUCCCCUGUGGGCUGAAGGGGGGCCACCCCAGAAGCCGGCUGCAUGUUGCUGGGCACAGCACACUUCGGUUAAAGACUGGCAUGCGUGUGCCCAACGGCUCUCUGCCCCACAGCUCCAUGAGUGACACAUGAGUGACACACAGAGGGAAACUAGGGAAGGCCAAGCUCGGGAUGGAAGGAUUUUGUUCAGUCUGUUUAAUCAGAUUUUUUAAAAGAUGCACGAGGAUUCAUUCCUCUUGUUCUAAUGUGCUUUGGUGCAAGUCUUGACACAUGUGCCCUCUACACACACACACACAAAGUUAAAAAGUCUCCAUAUGAUGUGGAACGUCCAUGCAAUGCGGAACAGGUUGGCUACUGCAGAAUCCACAAUUCAGAUUUGUAGAAAUCCACUCAUUUCUCCGACAUCCAUAGUCAAAGAGCGAAGAACAGCUCAGUAAAGCCUAACAGGGAAUUUAAAAGAAUCAACAGAUAGAACUCCUAGGCUACCAGGUUGAUUGGAACUUAAGCUUCUAGGGUGAAACAUAAGGCUACUGAUGCUUAAGGCCCUGGCCUGUGAGUCCUAUAAAAUGUAAAACUUAAGAUGUAAUACAGCAAAAUUAGAAAGAGACUGAGCUGCUAGAGGAAGGAUCCGGAUUGAUUGGUUGCUUGAAAGGAAAAGGGAUUAAGGAACUGUUCAGGGGAGUGUUGGUUGGAAUAUGGAGGAAAGAUGAAGAGGCAGGUUUAGAACUGGGCUGGAAUCAGAAGUGUUGCAGAGCACAAAACAGCUUUCUGUGAGUAAGUGUGAGGUUUGCUGCCCAUUAAUGGGUCGAUCACAGUUAUGUGUGUGUAUAAGCAAAAUAAUUCACACUCAGAGCAAUUUUUUAAAAAAAUUAAAACUCCUAGACAGGAAGACUCAGCAAAAAAGAACAGUGAAUGAACAAUAAUGAUGAUGUAGGUAAAAGUGGCUGUCGCUCUAACAGGGCUUAAAAAUAACAGUAAUAAUAAAAGAGAAGAAGCAACAUAUUUCAAAGUGAUAGUGCAAUUCUGUGCAUUCUGCUGAUUCUUAAAUCCCAUUUUCAAUUAAUCUUUCUCCCAGGUAAGUAAAUAUGGGCAUGUACUUUAGAGAACCAUCUUAUGCAUGUUUAGGCAAAACAAAAGCCUUACAUUUCUGGGCUGUCCCAGCCUGGCAUGGUGAGAAUUGCAGGAUUUUUUCUGUCUAAACAUGCAUAGGAUUGCACCCUUCGAGAACUGCAGGCCAUAAUGAAAGGAAUGGGGUUUGAAUGGUAAAAGGGAAGGUUUGUGGGUGAGAAGCUGGGAUAAGGCUGGUUUCAGAAUGUGGAUUUAAAGAUAAAGUGUUUGCAAAGGUAGUCAAGCCACAAAAACUCCUCUGUCUCACAACGGAGCCCUUCCAGCUUGGCUCCUCUGAACCAAGAACAGCUCCUCUGGAGCGGCAGACUGCGCUGUUGAGCAAAGGGUUUUAUAGGACACAGACCCCACACCACAAAUAGUGUGACUGGAAAGCCCUGGAUUAAUUGUUUCCUGUGAUUAGAAAACAGUCCUGUCAUCUGCUCAUCUUUCCCUGCUGCUCCGGCAGUUUUCAUCUGUGGAAAAGUGAAACCAAAGCAGCCCUUCCCUUUUCAGACUGUCUGUCUUUCCACAGCCCUCAAAAAUGCCAGGAAUUCCUCUUUGCCUUGGGUAGCCUCAGACGCUCUCCGAAUCAGCUCGAUUCAGGUUGCGAUUCAGCCAGAUCUUAUGCAUCUGCCUAGUUAUAGUGCUGUAAAACUCCAAUAUUAUUUUUAAAAGAAAGAAUGCAACUUUUCAAGUCAGUCAUUUUAGCUCUAUGGCUUCCCUGGCCUCCCAGUCCAGUUUAUUGAUUCAGUCCAAGCUCAAUGCUAAAACACUUCUUUAAUCCGCAGCAACGGGCAAUUGUGUUUAAAGAAACAAGUGCUUAAGGUUGAAUAAAGUAUUGAUAUUGGCUUAUUUUUGAAGGA
Varanus komodoensis (Komodo dragon) is the source of this 5560-nucleotide messenger RNA. RefSeq names its product L-threonine dehydratase catabolic TdcB-like. Gene Ontology annotation, molecular function: threonine deaminase activity; L-serine ammonia-lyase activity. Gene Ontology annotation, biological process: L-threonine catabolic process; L-serine catabolic process. NCBI's taxonomy places the organism in Eukaryota, Metazoa, Chordata, Lepidosauria, Squamata, Varanidae. Bases 199 to 1839 code for a protein of 546 amino acids. The record is from RefSeq and is a predicted model, not a curated record. The transcript is spliced from 12 exons.